Messenger RNA from Amphibalanus amphitrite, 3798 nucleotides. RefSeq lists its product as uncharacterized. NCBI's taxonomy places the organism in Eukaryota, Metazoa, Arthropoda, Thecostraca, Balanomorpha, Balanidae. Gene Ontology annotation, biological process: regulation of circadian rhythm; regulation of neurogenesis; regulation of transcription by RNA polymerase II. Gene Ontology annotation, cellular component: nucleus. The record is from RefSeq and is a predicted model, not a curated record. The coding region runs from base 497 to 1984 and encodes 495 amino acids. Gene Ontology annotation, molecular function: RNA polymerase II cis-regulatory region sequence-specific DNA binding; DNA-binding transcription factor activity, RNA polymerase II-specific; protein dimerization activity. The transcript has 8 exons.
UGAGACCGGCCGGGCGCCAGGACACCCGUCGAGUGUCGUCGGUCGCACGCUGGGACUCAGUCGGCGCGGCCCUGACCUCGGCGGUGCCGGCGGGCGCCGGCGGCGGCCGGCCGCACGUGAGUCUCGCCGCCCAACACGUGACUGCGGCCCGAUCAAUGUGACGUCAGCGGCCGCUCACGUGUCGGCCCGCGCGCGGCCGCCGCCGCCGCCGGCAGCCAGUGGCGCUCGGUGGCGGGGUUCCGGUGGAUGCCGGAACGGGUCCGGCCGACGGGGUGCGCCCAGAGACGUGCCGAGACAGAGCUGCCGACCGACGGCUCUGUGGACCGACGGAGGUGUGAGCAGUGAACGUGCAUCGCGGGCGACGGCGCGGAGCGGCGCCGGAAGACUGCGGCGCGGUGCAUGGAUGCUGGAUGUGGGCGGCGUGCAGAGCCGAGGGGCGGUAGCGGCAGACGAGUGAUCCCGAACUGGGGUGGACCCAAUGACAGAGUGAAGGACUAUGGAACAGUGGAGCCAGGCGUGGCACUGGAGACAGUCUUCCGACGAGUACGCGAGCCGGGUUAUUGACGAGGAGGGUGCUGUCACCGAUUCGUCACCUUGCCUGAAACGCGCCCCGUCUCGAGACGGUCGACAAGAAGCCGAACUCAGCUACACGCAAUGCAAGGGAAGUUUGGAGACGCCGAUGGCAAAUCCACCUCCUCCGGACCCAACGUCUCAUCGGGUGAUCGAGAAGCGGCGGCGGGAUCGUAUGAACAACUGCCUGGUCAACUUGUCGCACCUGGUACCCUCCUGUCACCAGCGGAAAGGACGAGGACGAAUCGAGAAGACAGAGAUUAUCGAACAUGCCAUCAAGCACAUCCGCGAUCUGCAAGAGCAGCUGGCCCGGCUCCCAGCCGCAGAGCCCAACGGCGGUGGAGGCGGCGGCGGCGGCGGCGGCUCAGAGGCCGGCAGCAGCAGCAGCGGCGGCAGCCGGGCGGCGGCCGCGGCCGCCAUCUCCAGCCACUACGAGGAGGGCUACCGGGAGUGUCUGCGCGAGGCCAUGCAGUGGAUGGUCGAGCACGAGGGCUUCAUCCCGGGCGACCCUAUCUGCGCCCGGCUGAUGAACCAUCUGCACGAACACAUCGAGCUGGUGCUCAAAGGCGGCUUUCCGCCGCGGCCGCACCACAUGUCGUCCAACAGCAGCGCCGGCUGCUACACGGGCAACACGAGCGGCUACGACGGCAGCACGAGCAGCGCGGCCGGCACGGCCAGCAGCGCGGCCGGCUCCUCCAGCGAGGGGGUGGGCGGCGCCGGCAGCGGCGCACAGUGGCCCGGCUCGGCCUCCAACUCGGCAUCACCGCCCGAGAUGCCGCAGUCGCAAGACUUGGUGCCCAUGUCGGCGCCGACGAUCGAGUCGUCGAUGAGUCCGGCCGACGCGGGCGCCACCUCGCGCUAUCCGGACUCGGAGCCGCCCCAGUUCGACCAGGCACGCCUCUAUCAGCUGCUACACAAAUCGAGCGAGGCGAAGCGGGCGCACCCUCCAAGCAGCAGCAGCAGUCGCAGUUCCGAAGAGAGCGCCGGGUUCAUGUACAAGUUCAAGACGAGUAUGAAGAAGCGUUUUUCGGCCGAUAUGGGCGACGAGUCGGGUCCGAAGCGCUGUCGCCGGCCGCCGCCGCCCUCUGGCGACCGAAAGCCGGCGCCGGCCGCGCUGGCGGCGGCGGCGGCGGCGGCGGCGCGCAGCCAACAGGUGCCCGUGUUCGCGCUGCACAGUCGCGGCCCCCUCUACCUGCCGAUGACGGUGCACGUGGAGGCGCUGGGCAGCCAGGCGGAGCUGCUGACGGCCGAGCCGCACUCGGUCGUCCACCCGGUCAACAUCUCGGUCUGCUUCUGCGGUGGCCGGCGACCGCCGUCGGCGCCGCCGGCUUCCGACGAGCCGCCCUCCACCUCGGGCGUCUCGUCACUGCGCACCGAGACGGUCGGAUCCGACGAGCUCAACUCGGGCAGCUAAGCGGCAGCGUGCCCAGCACCUCUGGGGUAGUGUCGUAGCGAAAACUAGGCGGCCGUCGAGCGCAGGGCUGCACCCCGGGCCCACUGAAGAUCCGCGUCGGGCCCGGCGGGACGCCUCGCCAGCUGACGGCACGGCGCCGACAGUCGAGUGACGCGGAGUGAACUGACGCCCCUCCAGGGACGGGUCUGUGUUAGCUGUUACGUGCCGAGAUUCGCCGCGCGCUGUGUGUGCUGACGCCCCGUCCUCGGAUCCAUGAAGAAGACGCAAAGGGGCAACGCCAGCUUUUCAUCUUCAUCGAGCCGACUGUGUGUGCUGCGCUAUUAUUUCUCAUUCCCCGGUGGUCAUGGGGUUUAUGUUGACUCCUCAGGUCUAUGGUGAUGCGUUGCGGUGUAUGAAUACCAUCGCUUAUGGCGAUGGCGCCUCUGACAGUCAGCUUCUUGUUGCGCUUUUGUUGUCAUUGAUGUUAUUUGUCGCUGCUCUGGCGCGGGCCGAUAGUGGAGCUCCAGACGCUAGAUCUCGUAGCUCAGAUACAAAGAGUUUGUCCUCCUUAUCACACACUCACACACACGACGAUGCGUGACCUUUUGGUAUCGCUCGGCCACAGUUCUUCCGUCAGCUGCUGUUUUUGCAGACCUACCGUUGUUUGUCUGGAACGCGGUUUAUUUGGCACCCAUGGUUUCUGUAACUAUCUUCACCUGACUUGUCCUGAUACCACAUGGAGUGCAGAUCGACCAUCUUCCCUCAGCCAUACCGCGCGGCUCGAUGCUUGUUGACCAGCUAUCAGGCGUUGAUAUCAUGCUGCUGUCAUCACCAGGCGUGUUUACCGAACCUCCAUACAAACGCAGCCAUCAGUACCUGUUCGUUGGGCGGCUUAGCCAGCCGAGUGCUCACAUUGUCACCAGCGCGUGCACCAUUUUGGCCCGACCGUAUACCUCCGGGUGUUCACCAUUCUGUUCGUCGCCGGAAGUGUCCGCGGGCGGCCUCAUCAGUGUCCGGUUUCACCGCGCGCCCGACGGCGGCCGUGACCGCCGUGUGUGUCUGUCAGCGGCGCCGAUCAUCAUUACCUCUCUAGGGUAUCCGCUGAGCACUCAGAGUGCUGAUUGGUGCAAUUCUGACUCCGUUUUCUGCCGCUCUUGGGCUGAACAUUUGCUCAGAUGCUCGAGAAACCCGAUCUAGUGUGGGAUUAAUAGCACGGAAAAGGUAGAGCUCCUGUUACUGUAACCUGCGUCUGAUGAAGACGCUACAGACAAAAUCAUUCUUUGGUUACAUAAAAUAUGACUUGUUUUCCUUUUCUGUGUCGUCUCAAACAUACCCUCUGUUCUUGUCCUUCUUCUUUCGUUCCCGUCGCGAGUGGUGUGGGACGGAUGUUGUUACAAAAGGCCGGUUACCACCAGUCGCUUUGGCCGACGACACCCCCGCCGCCAUUUGGCCCCAGAGUGCUAGGAAAACGAGGCCAAAGUUUGGAACUUUAUUAGGUGAUCAACUGGUCGUCAUUCAGCUGUUUGGUCAUGAGAAAAUGCAUGCCGUAUCAAACUCAGACAAAUAUUUCGAACAGAUGUGUAAGCUGAUGAUGUGUAAGUUCGACUGCGUUGAAAAAGUCAAAAGGUGGAUGUGAUACCCAUAGCCCUAGUAGGUAAUACGUUGAAUGAGCUUCACUAGAGCUGGUGAUGAGAAGGGCGUUCUUUCAGAUUUUGACCCGGAUACGGUGCAAACUACCGGUAGUUAUCGGAGCUCGUAUAUGUGUCGUUGGUAUAUGUAUACCUACAAACAAUGUUGGCGUCUGUGGUGCAUGACAAAUAUAUUUCGGAUAGGAA